GGCCCCGCCCCUCAUUACGUCACUGCCCGGUCGGCGGGUCAGUCCGCAGGUUCGGGUCGUUGUGGUUCCGCUGGGACCGGCGUGCUGCCAGGGGUUCGUCCCGCUCUUAGGCUCGCUGGGAACGGAGCCCCGUAGUCUCUGAAAAAUGAAUCCCAGUAUGAAGCAGAAACAGGAAGAAGCCCAAGAGAAUGUGAAGAAUAGUCCUGUUCCAAGGAGAACGCUGAAGAUGAUUCAGCCUUCUGCAGAUGGAUCUCUUGUUGGCAGAGAAAAUGAGUUGCCAAAAGGCUUGUCCAAAAGGAAGCACUGGAAUGACCAGUUAAUAUCUAAGACUUCGAGCUCUGGUCCAGAGGCUGGUGAAAAUAAAGAUGCUGGAGAUGUCACCCAGGAAGCAUUUGAUCUUAUGAUUAAAGAAAACCCAUCCUCUCAGUAUUGGAAAGAAGUGGCAGAAAAGCGGAGGAAAGCUCUCUAUGAAGCUCUUAAAGAAAACGAGAAACUUCAUAAAGAAAUUGAACAAAAGGACAGUGAGAUUGCCCGCCUGAGGAAGGAGAAUAAGGACUUGGCAGAGGUAGCAGAGCAUGUACAGUACAUGGCAGAGGUGAUUGAGAGGCUGAGUAAUGAACCCUUGGAUAGCUUUGAAUCACCAGAUAGUCAGGAAUUUGAUUCCGAAGAAGAAACUGUUGAGGAUUCUGAAGUGGAAGACUCAGAAACUGGCACGUGUGCCGAAGAGACCGUGUCCUCCUCCACGGACGCCAAACCGUGUCCAUGAAGUGUGGGGCACUGCCAGCUUUGCCCUUGGCGUGGCUCUUGGUAAAUGAACUACAGUGUGCAGGUGCUGCGGUCCAGGUCGGAGGCCUGGGGCUAGUGCCGCAUUCUAGUACCUCAUUCGGAUACAGACAGUAUGUAUUUUAAUCUGUUUAAUGUAAAUAGCAUUUUCAGUUUCUCAGUGUCAGAUGUGACUUGUGUAUAUUCAAUAAACUUCAGUUUCCUGUUGAACAUGCUAUAUCUUGGAGAAUUCAGUAUACCCAGUUUGUAGAAAAUGUAUUUGUUUCUAUAGUAUUUUAUUAUUUCACUUUGUAGAAGUGGGAAAUGAACUUCCUUCUGUCUGGAGCUAAGGAUCUGUUGAUCUGAUCUCAGGAUCACUGUGAGCAAUGUUGAUUUUCAUGUUUGUAUAUUUUUAAUGAUGUUUUGAGUGAAGCGUCUACUGUCCUAAA
Messenger RNA from Peromyscus leucopus (white-footed mouse), 1211 nucleotides. RefSeq names its product geminin DNA replication inhibitor (gene Gmnn). Gene Ontology annotation, biological process: negative regulation of cell cycle; negative regulation of DNA replication. The transcript has 7 exons. Gene Ontology annotation, cellular component: nucleus. NCBI's taxonomy places the organism in Eukaryota, Metazoa, Chordata, Mammalia, Rodentia, Cricetidae. Bases 146 to 766 code for a protein of 206 amino acids. The record is from RefSeq and is a predicted model, not a curated record.